Messenger RNA from Parnassius mnemosyne (clouded apollo), 960 nucleotides. The record is from the annotation of a GenBank genome assembly. NCBI's taxonomy places the organism in Eukaryota, Metazoa, Arthropoda, Insecta, Lepidoptera, Papilionidae.
AUGGGUCAGCUACCAUCAUCACGAGUUACCCCACACAGACCUUUCCACAAGAGUGGAGUUGAUUACGCGGGUCCAAUUCAAGUCAGACCUACAAAGGGUCGCGGUUAUCGCUCCACAAAGGGCUACAUAUGCUUAUUUGUGUGCAUGGUAACGAAAGCCCUACACCUUGAGGUGGUCAGCGACAUGACUGCGCAAAGCUUCUUGGCUGCAUUCAAAAGAUUUGUCGCACGAAGAGGCCAUGUCUCUGACUUGUGGAGCGAUAACGGCACUAACUUUGUAGGAAGUGCUAAAGAGCUUACAAAAUUGUUUUCCGCAGAAAGGUGUGUUGUAGUGGCGGAAAUACAGGUCUGGAUGUCCUCAAAUGGUACUAACUGGCACUUUAUUCCUCCCCACUCUCCAAACUUUGGAGGGUUGUGGGAGGCAGGUAUUAAAUCUGCCAAGUACCAUCUAAAACGUGUAAUUGGAGAUAGCACCCUUACUUUUGAAGAGUUGACUACCACGUUGUCUCAGAUUGAGGCGUGCCUCAACUCGAGACCCAUUUGUCAGAUAUCGAACAACCCUGAUGACCCAAAUCCACUUACUCCGGGUCACUUUUUAGUAGGCGAACCUCUUGUUCUCGUACCAGACAUGAAUUACGAAACCUCUAAUAUUAGUGCCCUGAGUAGGUGGAAUUUAACCCAACGCAUGGUCCAGGACUUCUGGCGUAGAUGGUCCCAAGAGUAUCUGACUCAGCUCCAUCAUCGUUAUAAAUGGUCGGGCCAAGUUCCUGAACCAGACGUGGGAAGUGUAGUAUUGGUCAAAGAAGACGAUCUCCCACCAGCGAGGUGGUUACUAGGUAUCAUCACCGAUAAGCACCCAGGGUUGGACGGUCUCACGCGCGUAGUAAGCUUAAAAUAUAAGGGCAAUAUCAUAAAACGACCAGUAUCUAAAUUAGUAUUAUUACCCAAAGAUUGUGUUUAA